CACUGAUGAUGCUGCACUGAUAUGCGGCACUGAUGGACACUGAUAGGUGGCACUGAUGGGUGACAGUGACUGGCAGCACUGACUGAUGGCACUGACUGGAGGCACUGCUGGGUGCUGAUAGGCAGCACUGAUGGGCGGCACUGAUGGGCAGCACUGAUGGGUGGCACUGAUAGGGGGCAUUUAUGGGUGGCACUGCUGGCACUGAUGGGAGGCACUGCUGGGGGCACUGCUGGGCACUGGUGGGUGGCACUGCUGGGCACUGAUGGGAGGCACUUCUGGGCAUUGGUGGGUGGCACUGCUGGGCGGCACUGCAGGUUACUGAUCAUCAGUGCCCGAUGAUCAGUGCCGAUCUCCCCUGUGACAGCUGACGGGAAAAGCUGCAGCUGGAGCUACUGG
Staurois parvus is the source of this 396-nucleotide messenger RNA. NCBI's taxonomy places the organism in Eukaryota, Metazoa, Chordata, Amphibia, Anura, Ranidae. The record is from the annotation of a GenBank genome assembly.